Messenger RNA from Vitis vinifera (wine grape), 1783 nucleotides. Its product is annotated as GDSL esterase/lipase At5g14450. Gene Ontology annotation, molecular function: hydrolase activity, acting on ester bonds. Lineage: Eukaryota; Viridiplantae; Streptophyta; Magnoliopsida; Vitales; Vitaceae. The transcript is spliced from 5 exons. The record is from RefSeq and is a predicted model, not a curated record. Bases 366 to 1544 code for a protein of 392 amino acids.
AUCCAAUGCUAUCAGUUUGGCCACAUGGCGUAGCAACUUAGUAUGGUGGGUGAGGGCACCUUCUGUGUUGGUGGGGGCUGCAGUGGAUGACAGUACUGGCAGUGGAAAACCCCAAAUCAUGGUGUCAUGAGAAGGCAGAACAAACGUGAGAGAGAAAAAUAAAAAAUCUUACUGAUUUUUAUCACUUCACUGUUAAUGAUUGUCAAUUCAGAAUCUGCGGUAAGUACUGCCAAAAAGACCAGGGAGACAACUUUGAGAGUUGGCAUUGAGAAGGCGUGACUGUCGUGAGCUUUAUUUCAAACUGAAGAUAAGAUUUUGUCUGCGAUUGAGUUCUUGACUGGGUUUAUAUACGAGUGAAGAAGGUGAUGAGGAGUGAAAUGUGGAUGAAAAUGGAGAGUUUCAGAGCUUUGUUAGGUGGGAUUUUGGUGGCAUGGGUGUUGGGUGUGGGGGGUGAGGUUGGGAUGGGGUUGCCCAGCUGUGGUUUUCCGGCGAUUUACAACUUCGGCGACUCCAAUUCAGACACUGGUGGUAUAUCUGCGGCGUUUCUUCCGAUUUCAGCGCCGUAUGGUGAGAACUUCUUCCACAAGCCGGCUGGGAGGGACAGUGAUGGGCGUGUCCUCAUAGACUUCAUAGCUGAGCAUCUGGGGUUGCCAUACCUGAGUGCAUACCUGGAUUCAAUCGGAGCAAAUUACCGGCAUGGUGCCAAUUUCGCAACGGGAGGAUCAACCAUUCUGAGGCCCAAUGAAACCAUAUAUCAGUAUGGUAUAAGCCCAUUCUUCCUUGACAUGCAGAUUUCCCAGUUCGACCAGUUCAAAGCACGCACCAGGGAUCUCUACAUUCAAGCAAAGUCACCCUCUGACAGAGACAAACUCCCGAGGCCAGAGGACUUCCCAAAGGCUCUUUACACGUUUGAUAUUGGGCAAAAUGAUCUCUCUGUUGGUUUCCGACAGAGCUAUGGCCAACUCCGAGCUUCUAUCCCGGAUAUAGUCAACAAGUUUACAGCUGCUGUCCAACAUCUCUAUCAAGAAGGAGCUAGGACAUUCUGGAUACAUAACACAGGCCCUAUUGGUUGCUUGCCUGUAGCAGUAAUGUACAUCCGAAAUCCACCACCAGGCAUGCUUGACCAGUAUGGCUGCAACAAGGCUCAGAAUGAGAUUGCUGUGGAGUUCAAUAAGCAGCUCAAGGAUGGAGUGAUGAGGCUAAGGGCGCAGCUCCCACAAGCUUCCAUAACAUACGUUGAUCUCUAUGCUGCAAAGUAUGGGUUAAUAAGUGAUGCAAAGGGACAAGGAUUUGUGGAUCCACUGAAGAUCUGCUGUGGGAAUCGUGUGAAUGACUACAAUGUUUGGUGCGGGCAGAAGGCAAUUAUAAAUGGAACUGAAGUGUAUGGCAGUUCUUGUGCAAGUCCCUCGGCGUAUAUAAGCUGGGAUGGUGUGCACUACUCUCAGGCGGCGAAUCAUUGGUUUGCUAAUCAUAUACUCAAUGGCUCACUGUCGGACUCUUCACUUCCAAUCGCCCAAGCUUGUCACAAGCCUUAUCACUUCUGAUCAUUCCUAUGUAUGUUUACUUAAAGACUACUCAUAUAAGGGCUUGAACACACAGAAUACCUUGGGUGUAGGAAAAUAUCUCAGUUCGUUUCUAUGUCAUGGUGUUAAGGUUAACAAACAAAUGAGUUCAAUAUGAGGCUUUUUGUAUCCUUGGAUCAAAACCAGACAAUGGAAGCAACAAUAAUGGUGGCAUGAUCAAUGAGUCUGUAGGCAGAGCAACUGCUCUGCUUCCUUCCCAA